Messenger RNA from Betta splendens (Siamese fighting fish), 5628 nucleotides. It is a transcript of the gene map3k2, whose product is annotated as mitogen-activated protein kinase kinase kinase 2. The record is from RefSeq and is a predicted model, not a curated record. Gene Ontology annotation, biological process: protein phosphorylation. Gene Ontology annotation, molecular function: protein binding; ATP binding; protein kinase activity. The coding region runs from base 828 to 2684 and encodes 618 amino acids. Lineage: Eukaryota; Metazoa; Chordata; Actinopteri; Anabantiformes; Osphronemidae. The transcript has 17 exons.
CUAUUUUCAGUCCUUUCAAAGUUAGAGUUUUUAUCAUUGUAAAUGUUUUAAAUCAGAUUAUAUAUGUGUAUACUAGUAUUAGUUAGAUGUGUACUCCUGCCGUGACCUUUUCAUUACAGGUUGUCUUUUAGUCAAGAUGCAGCAACCACCUCACUGUCGCAAAUGUUAAAAUCUCAAGUGUUGUUGUACUCUUCCAAAGAGGUUGGAGGUUAAGACCUGUCAAGUGUUUUAGAAAAAAUAUAUUUCCGAUGAAUUACUGUCAAUAUAAAACACAAGGUCUAUCGCUACUGUUGACUGGCGCGCCAAUCAUUUUAUUUUGGCAGUAAAAUCUCCCGCACUUCCUGUAGGAAGCCAGCUUGACGCAGCUCUAGAGCAACAGCGAGCAACGCUACGCUCACCUGCAACACACAACAAAAUGAGAUCUGUUGAUUAACUUAGCUUUAUAAUAGUCGCAGAGGCGCGCGGAAUAUCUGCCGGGGAAACCACUGUCCUAUCCUUCAUCUGCCUGAGAAGUUCCAGCGGGCUACACUGACAGCCGUCGGGCCUCGUCGUCGUGGCCCAGCAGGACUCGGGUGAAGUUGGGAGCGGACUGCCAAACUUCUGCUUUCUUCAGCGGCUCUCCGCAGGGCCCGGGGCUCCUGUCACCGGCCCUGUGGAUGAGGAAGUGAAUACGUAGAUAACCAACCCCAAGAAGGAAGGCAUCCCUUUGAUGGGAGAGUCCUCUUUUCUGGCCUCCUGGGUCAACCACCGUGCCAUGAUGAUGGGUACUGUAUUUUAUUAGACCUGCAACCUCCCUGAACGAUGAGCAGGAGGCGCUGAACUCCAUCAUGCAGGAUUUGGCUGAACUGCAUCGCUCCAGCCGCCCUGCAUCGUUCCUGUUAGACUUGGGCAAACCAAAGGCCUCCUCGCCCAAGAACCAGAAUGAUGUCAGAGUGAAGUUUGAGUUCAAAGGGGAAAAGAGGAUUUUGCAGUUCCCUCGUCCUCUUAAGCUGGAGGACCUGAGGUCAAAAGCUAAAGUGGCUUUUGGUCAGUCGAUGGACCUUCACUACACCAACAAUGAGCUUGUGAUUCCCCUAACCACUCAGGAUGACCUGGACAAGGCUGUGGAGCUGCUGGAUCGCAGUGUUCACAUGAAGAGCCUGAAGAUCCUUCUGGUGUUACAAAUGUCUUCUCAGAACUCCAGUAUGGACCUCUUGCUCUCCCAUGAGGAGCUGGACAACAAAGGAUUCAGGGUUACAGACAAGAAGAGUAUGCUGGCUUUAAUAGGUUCCCACUCAACAGACCGCAGCUCUCCUCCUCCUGGAUACAUUCCUGACGCUCUUCAGCAGGUGGCGAGAAAUGGCUCCUUCACCAGCAUCAACAGCGAGGGAGAGUUUAUUCCGGAGAGCAUGGACCAGAUGCUGGACCCACUGUCAAUGAGCAGUCCUGAGAACUCGGCAUCUGGAAGUUGUCCCUCUUUAGACAGCCCACUGGACAGUGACUACCCAAAGACCAGGAUGCCUAGAGCACAGAGCUACCCAGACAACCACCAGGACCUUACAGAAUACGACAUUCCAGUGUUUGAGAAGUCUGGGAAAGGGGGAACAUAUCCUCGGCGUUAUGGCAUUCCCUUUAGCCUUCAGGAUUACAGCGAUGGGAGGAAGACCUUCCCCCGAGCUCGGCGAACGCAAGUUCACAGUUUCCGUUCACCAGUUAGUUUCAGCCCCACUGAGCAGUCACCCAGCACCAGCAGCGGCAGUAGUGUCUUCACUCCAGAUCUUGAGGAGGUUCCAGGACCGGCCAGGCGGCUGCAAAGAGGCAGUGACAUUGAACCUACCCCCAAUCCAACAGCCACUCCAACCCUCUCUGUCAUGGACAUCAGUCCACCCAGCCGCUCUCCACGUGCUCCAACCAACUGGCGACUCGGUAAGCUUCUGGGCCAGGGUGCCUUCGGACGGGUUUUCCUUUGUUAUGAUGCUGAUACUGGACGGGAACUGGCAGUUAAACAGGUUCAGUUCGACCCAGACAGUCCUGAAACUAGCAAGGAGGUGAGUGCACUGGAGUGUGAAAUCCAACUUUUGAAGAACUUGUGCCAUGAACGAAUCGUCCAGUACUAUGGCUGCCUUCGGGACUCGAUGGAGCAAACGCUUUCCAUUUUCAUGGAGUACAUGCCGGGCGGCUCUAUUAAAGAUCAGUUAAAAUCAUACGGCGCACUCACGGAAAACGUCACGCGCCGCUACACCCGUCAGAUUCUGGAGGGCGUUUCCUACCUGCACAGUAACAUGAUCGUUCACCGGGAUAUCAAAGGAGCCAACAUACUUCGAGACUCUGUUGGCAAUGUGAAACUCGGAGACUUCGGAUCCAGUCGGCGGCUGCAGACCAUAUGUCUGUCAGGAACAGGCAUGAAGUCGGUCACAGGCACGCCAUACUGGAUGAGCCCAGAGGUGAUCAGUGGAGAAGGCUAUGGAAGAAAGGCUGACAUCUGGAGUGUCGGCUGCACUGUUGUGGAGAUGCUGACUCAGCAGCCACCCUGGGCAGAGUUCGAGGCCAUGGCAGCCAUCUUUAAGAUCGCCACCCAGCCCACGAAUCCUGUCCUCCCCGCCCAUGUGUCGGACUACUGCAGAGAGUUCCUCAAACGGAUCUUUGUAGAGACCAAGCAGCGGCCGUCUGCUGAAGAGCUACUGAGGCACGUUUUUGUACAUUAACCCACCCUUGAACCUUUAAACCCCACCCUCCUUCCUUAUGGCGUUUCUUGCCCGAGUUCCACACUGAAUCCACACUGGGCCAGGGAGAACUUCCUGGAAGGACGGGGAGCAUAUUGGUGGGGGCCCUAAUUCUGCUGUCUCUGUUUAUACAAGACUGACCGAGCAGUAGUUUUUCCUUUUCUCCAGUUGCACCUUACUUUGUCAGACAGGGGAGGUAAACCUCCAUCUGAGCUAAUGAAAGCAUCUCUUUGUGUUUGUACGGUUCUUAUCUUUAACAUGUUGGGUGGUGUCAUUGUUGUGGACCUACAUGAGGUGAUGCCUGACUCUGCCCCCUACCCUGCCCUCACCUCGCCGACUCCACUCCAAAACCUAGUUUCCUGCCAAACCCCAGAGUGACGGUGAUGAAGUGGGGCCGCUGCUAUAGAUGAAACUCAAUCCCUCACCUGGAUAAAACGGUUUCCACUCACCUGCCCUCAACGUUGUCCCACAUGAAACGUCUCUUCUUUUUCAUCUCCGUUCUUUGCCACGUGCCUUUUCUGUUUGGGAAUGCAGAGUAUGAAUGAGUUUUCCGUUUUGUGGAUGUUCUCCAUCAAGCUCUGUCACCACUGCCUUUGCACUGUCAGCCCAAAUCCAGCUGAUCUUUGUUCAGCUCAGUAAUGUUCAUUUCUGCCUUUCCUGCAACAGGGACUCCUCAGCUCAUUUUGCUUGCAUGCGCCACCUGCCUGCUUUGGCCGGUGACCAGAUAUCCUUCUGCUUCUUGGUGGCCGUGUAUCUGACGUUCAUUUCAUGUCGGACUGUGGAGCAGAAGACUUUCUGUAAAAGUGUCUUGAGUUGCACAUCCAUGCCAAUAUUUUGUCAUAAUUACAGCAAUUGUACCAAAAUAUGGUACCAUUACGAGUUAUUGCCAAAAUUCUCUUUUUCUUUAAGAAUGCCUAGCAGUCACAAAUCGCGUGGUGAUAUUUAAUUCCUGUCAAACAUGGAACUGUGUUAAGGUCUAACAACUAGUGGUUUUAGACCUGAACGUACCAGACCACUUGAUAACUUGAACCAAAGCUGGAGAGCAGCUGUUGAAGGUCGUCGUUGUUGUGCUGCGGCACAAGAAGCUCACAGCUGAUUGGCCACAGGUCUGGCUGUAUGAUGCUGUCCCUAGUUUGAUUUGAAGCUAAACACAUAAGUGUGUGUGUGUGUGUGAGUGUGAGUGUGAGAACGCCCGCGCGUUCCAUCUGAGCUGGAACAGAGCACUUCUCGUUUUUUUUUUGUUUAGUUUUUUUUUUUUGUUUUGUUUUGUCAUGUCAUUUCAUCUAAAUCCAACCCCCAUUAACUUGUCACUUUAAUGAAACAUGGAGCACUCCAACAACAACAACGACAACACAGCUUCCUGACGUAAAAUAACUGCUACAUGGCUCCAUAACUAUGCACCAGUUACCAGACAGCGGUACACAGCUUAUUACUCCAGUGAUGCCAGACUCAUGGUGCCGUGUCAUUUGCACGAUUCAGUUGUUAGUGAUUAGUUGAAAACAGACCGUGAAUUAAAAAGGUUUAUGAAUUUUGGUGUCUAGACCGAUCCUUCACUCGUGAACUGUACUUGUCAGCGCGGCCAAAGGGCCAAGUUAGCUGCUCUUGUGCAUGUUCACAGACGCAUCCUGUUGACACUGCUGCUCCGUGCUUCUGCUUCUAACAACAUCAGCCAGUAUCUCUCCAUUUUUACCACCUCAGUUUAACUAUGGUACUGAUUACUGCUGGUAUAAGAUUUUAAGUUGGUGGAAGCACUGUUGUGGUUACUUCACAGAUUGGUACAUAAAACUUUUCUACAGUGAAAAAGCCUGUGGUUGUGCAUAACAUGCAGAAAAUACAAAUGCCCAGAAGCUGUAUUUCACUGAUGACACCUUUUUUUAAGAACAUUAUAUUUACUUCUUUUUUCCAUUUGAUUCAUCAAUUCAUAUUCAUUCAAUUCAUAAUCAAGAAUUCACAGAUUUUCUCUGAAGACACUUCCUUGUCUGACUGAAUCAGACCUUUGGGCUCUGUGGUACGUUGUGUUUCUGUGAUUAUUUACAGGGUUUGUGACGAAUCAAACCCUGUACGUCACGAUGCAUUUUCACUAUAUAUCAUGAUGCGACAUUUCCUGUCAUGAAAGCACAAGUGAUUGUGUUGAGAUUAAAGUGAUCUGCCGUAAACUGUCUGGUACAGGUGGAGAUUCAUGUUUGUGUGGCCAGCACAAUCACAGUCGUGAUUCACACUACCACGAUGCACUAUGGAUCAUUCAUUAGUUCUUCUUUGUGAAUUGACGAGGUUCUCGGUUCUGCGACCUUUCUUUGCACAUUUUAAAGACUGUUUUAUUUGUGUGCGUGCGUUGUUCAUAUUGACCUGUACAUGAAUGUAACGUCUCAUUUCUUUACUGUCAGAUGGCCUCUUUCGCUACAGGUGAUUAACAGUUCAGUAUGAGGAUUUGUCACCUGCAAACGCAAUCAUACACAUGUAGGUGUGAAACCACUGCUGACGUGUGUGUUCGCACUUGAAAUGUGCAUUUACAGUAGUGUUUGCUCAGUGGACACUGUACCUGAAAUGCAUUCUGACUGUAUGGGAUGAGAAGAAUGAAAUAAUGAAAAUUAAACAUGUACAAAUGCAUUAAAUGAAAAUGUACUUUUUAAGAAACGUAAACUUCUAUCCCACGUUUGGUUUCUGUGUAUUGUAAAAGAAGCUAUGUUUAUAAUUUGGAUUGGUUUGUGACCAAUACGCCUGUUUAUAUCAGAUCUGUAUAUCAGUGGUAUGCAUAAUUUUUUAAUAUAUAUUUUUUAUUUUACUUAGUGUUUUUUAUGGGAGAGUUUAUGCAUGGUCCGGUCCUGUGAGACAGCAGUGCCGUUUUUGGCUAAAUUCUGGAGUAUUGCAACAGCUCUGUGUUCAUAAUUGCAAUUAUGACAAUGAAAACAAUAAAAUAUUUAUUGCA